ACAGGCUCACUAUUAAAGCUGGGUGUUUAAUGAAUCUCGAAGAUUUUCCUAUGGAUAUUCAACGAUGUCCCUUAAGAUUUGGAUCAUUUGGUUAUACAACGCGUGAUGUGAUUUACAAGUGGAAUAGAGCUCGUCAAAUCGUAACAGCGGAAGAUAUGAAGUUGUCCCAAUUUGAUUUGAUUGGCACUCCAACCGCAAAUUACACAGACGCAAUAACUGGUGGUGACACUCUAUCAGAUGUUACAACCAACAAUACCGAAUUUUCGAUGCUUUUGGUCAGUUUUCACCUUCAAAGGCACAUGGGAAACUUUUUAAUCCAAGUUUACGGACCUUGCGUGCUCCUCGUCGUGUUAUCUUGGGUUUCUUUUUGGCUUAAUAGAGAAGCGACGGCCGAUCGAGUUUCUUUGGGAAUCACGACAGUUCUUACAAUGACUUUUUUAGGUUUAGAAGCAAGAACUGAUUUACCUAAAGUACCAUAUCCGACAGCUUUAGAUUAUUUUGUUUUUGUAUCGUUCACGUUUAUAUUUGCAACUAUUAUUCAAUUUGCAGUGGUGCAUUAUUUCACUAAAUACGGUUCAGGCGAAUGUUAUUUUAAUGCGGAAAUGUUAUUUGAUUCGAGUAGCGAGGAAGAAGAUUGCAAUUCUGAAAUAUGUAAAUGUAUUUCGACUUCAGCUACAACAUCGGAAGUUGGUCAAAACGAUUUUUUAAUCGAGGUAAUUCCGUUAACUCCUUGUACUUUACCGAGUAAAUCAGGAAAUCGGAUGAAUCGAAAUUGGCAUUGUUGGAUGAAUUCGUCAAAAGAAACCAAUGUUUCUUCCAUAUCGAAACCAAUGACUCAAAAAGCUCCGAGUACAUCUCAUCGGGAGCAUUGUAAGAGGAAGAAGAAAAAAGCAACUCCGAGGUUUAAUUCGGUCUCGAAAAUUGAUAAAUUUUCCCGGAUUGUUUUUCCCAUGCUUUUUUUAGCGAUUAAUAUUUUUUAUUGGUAUAGUUAUUUAUCGCGGACUAAACGAGUGAGAUAAACGUAACGAUAAAAUGUAUUUAGAAUGUUUUAAAAAAGUUAAUAAAGACCAUAAAUAUUUCAA
This is a messenger RNA of Onthophagus taurus, 1082 nucleotides long. NCBI's taxonomy places the organism in Eukaryota, Metazoa, Arthropoda, Insecta, Coleoptera, Scarabaeidae. The record is from RefSeq and is a predicted model, not a curated record.